Messenger RNA from Saccharomycopsis crataegensis, 1791 nucleotides. Its product is annotated as retropepsin-like aspartic protease/reverse transcriptase. Bases 1 to 1791 code for a protein of 596 amino acids. Lineage: Eukaryota; Fungi; Ascomycota; Saccharomycetes; Ascoideales; Saccharomycopsidaceae. The transcript has a single exon. The record is from RefSeq and is a predicted model, not a curated record.
AUGACCAGGCCAAUCCCAUCUCAAAAAUAUCCCGACGCUCACGAAUACUUCAACCACCUUUGGUCUAACACGAAAAACAAAUCCAGAAGCAAACAUCACCAAGCGCCUAUCAAGAAUUUCUUUGCAGCCAACACCUCAUCCACUGAUUUAGAUUAUACUGCGUUACAGCUCGCCUCCGGCGAAACCCUCCGUCCUCUUGUCGACAACGGUAGCAAUGCCUCCUUUAUCAGUCGCAAUAUCGUUGAUCAACACGGCCUAAUUACCUUCACUAAUAAAGACCAUCCCCAAAUCUCAGUGGGCACUAUCGUGGGUACUGUUGAGUUCCCCAACCAGACCACUAGAAUCAAAUUCUUCUUAACAGACGCCGAUUCCCUCUGUCAACACACUUUCCAGAUUGUCCCACAAGACGAUUUAAUCAUCUGCGGGAAGGAUUUCAUUAACACUUUUAAUCCUCCGAUUGUCCCUCUUCCAGACACACGUAUCACUAGUCUUGUUGACACUUAUGUUACAACCGGUGAAUUUCAGUUGCCUGAACUUAACAGUCACGCAUACAAAUUCAACCUUACCAGUCCUUUGUCUUCCAUCCCUCCACGCCUGCCUUACCUGUUGGAUCACUAUCUCCAAGCCCAACUUCGUGAAGAAGUCGAUCUGCUUCAACGUCGCAAUCUCAUCGUCAAAACAGAACCAACCAAUCAUUAUUGCCUUCCCUUCUUCGUUGGAAAACCUAGGACCACCGAAAAACGUAUGGUUAUCGAUUACCGACCACUCAACGCGAUCACUGAAACCAUUCCACCCACGGUUACCAAAUUUAACGAAUUAGUCGCUAAUAUUAAGGGCCGUUACAUGACUACCCUUGAUUUAAGUUCUGCUUUUCAUCAUAUCAGACUUGAUCCAUCCACGGCUCAUUGCACCACUUUUCGUACUCCCUUCGGAUAUUAUUAUUGGAAUGUUUUGCCUUUUGGUAUUGCUAAUGCCCCUGAAGUCUUCUCCCGUUAUCUCAGACAGCUUCUCCACAGCCAUUCCGAAUACAUUCGUCUAUACCAAGACGAUAUUUUGAUUUUCUCCGAUUCCAAGGAAGAGCAUAUCCGUCAUCUAGAAGCAGUUAUGAAAACCCUUCACGAGCAUCAACUUCGCAUCAAUAGUGACAAAUGCGUCUUCGCCGCUCAGAAACUCGAUUGGAUAGGACACACUCUCUAUGUCGACGGUAAUCAUAUCCUCAUUGCCCCUACCGAGGAUACUAGCACCAAGAUUAAGAACUUCCCCGUCCCCACAUCCAAGAAACAAGUCCAACAAUUCUUAGGACACCUUGCAUACAUAAACGAGUUCAUUCCUAACUACACUGCAAUGACUGUUCCUCUUACCGAGUUGCUAAAGAAAGCUAUAAAUUUCCACUGGUCCUCCGCAUGCCAGGAGUCUUUCGACAAACUCAAACAGCUAGAAAUUGACCAACAUGCCCUACAUCCUUUUGACGCAAGUAAACCGCUCAAGAUCACCACUGACGCAAGUCAGUAUGCAGUUGGUGCCACCCUUUGGCAAUCUUUUGAUGGUAAAGAGUUCCCCAUUGAAUACCGCUCCAUGAAACUCAAUCCUUUCCAGGUUAACUGGACCGUGACCGAAAAGGAACUUUAUGCUAUCAAGUUUGCUGUUCGCAAGUACUCCUUCUUUCUUGCCAACAACCCGUUCACCACCCACAUUUAUACCGAUCAUCGUCCGCUCUCCCAGAUCUUUCAGAGUGAAACCCCUGAACCAAAACAUCACCGCUGGCUUUCAGAAAUUCUCUCUGUCUCAUGA